AUGCCUCAAGAGCAGCACUCUGUCCAUACAUAUGACCACCACCCUGAAGGGUUUGAAAUCAACAAAGUUGUUGAUGAUGGUGACUAUGUUUUUUUCGGUAAUGAAAGAUACUUGAAAUCCGAAUUAGUCGAAGCCUUCGGUGGUACUUUAAACCCCGGUUUAGCUCCUCCUCCUAAACAUAACUUUGCUAACCCAGCUCCUUUGGGUUUAUCCGCUUUUGCCUUAACCACGUUUGUUCUUUCCUUGAUUAAUUGUGAAGCCAGAGGUGUUACCAUUCCUAAUAUUGUUAUUGGUUUAGCUUACUUUUAUGGUGGUGCCGCACAAUUAAUUGCUGGUAUGUUUGAAAUCGCUGUUGGUAACACUUUUGGUGGUGUCGCACUUUCAUCAUACGGUGGUUUCUGGGGUUCAUGGGCUGCUAUUAACACCAAACAAUUUGGUAUUAAGGCUGCUUUUACAAGUGCAGAUGGUGAAUUUGAUCAAACAUCUUUUGAAUAUGCUGUUGGUAUUUUCCUCGUUGGUUGGUUUAUUUUCACUUUUUUCCUUAUGUUGAUGACCUUGAAAUCUACUGUCGCAUUCUUUCUGAUUUUCUUCUUUUUAUCGAUUACAUUUUUACUUUUGGCCAUUGCUGAUUUAAAAGCUGGUGACAGAAAUGUAAAGAAGGCCGGUGGUGUAUUCGGUUUACUUACCGCUUUCGCUGCUUGGUAUAAUGCUUAUGCCGGUUUAGCCAAUCCUCAAAACUCUUAUUUGGUUCCAAAAGCUAUUCCUUUACCAGACUUGCAGGCCAAGCACCAAACGGUUUAA
Messenger RNA from Lizanozyma spartinae, 801 nucleotides. RefSeq names its product putative ammonium permease (gene FRP3). Gene Ontology annotation, cellular component: plasma membrane. The coding region runs from base 1 to 801 and encodes 266 amino acids. The transcript has a single exon. Gene Ontology annotation, molecular function: acetate transmembrane transporter activity. The record is from RefSeq and is a predicted model, not a curated record. Lineage: Eukaryota; Fungi; Ascomycota; Pichiomycetes; Serinales; Debaryomycetaceae.